Molecule: messenger RNA, 6784 nt
Organism: Propithecus coquereli (Coquerel's sifaka)
Lineage: Eukaryota; Metazoa; Chordata; Mammalia; Primates; Indriidae
Gene: CDC42BPA
Product: CDC42 binding protein kinase alpha (DMPK-like)
Exons: 36
Coding region: 144-5303 (1719 amino acids)
Biological process (GO): peptidyl-threonine phosphorylation; actomyosin structure organization
Cellular component (GO): cytoplasm; cytoskeleton; actomyosin
Molecular function (GO): ATP binding; protein serine/threonine kinase activity
Source: RefSeq, a predicted model, not a curated record
UUCAGCACCGGCAUUUCAUGACAGUUGUUUGAAUAACAAGUGGUUUAUUUUUAAAACCACACCUUUUAAAAUUUAGAUUCAAACAAUAAAAGUAAAAAUCGUAAUAAUAAUUUAAAGGAAAGCCAGCAGAAAUUGAAGCAAACAUGUCUGGAGAAGUGCGUUUGAGGCAGUUGGAGCAGUUUAUUUUGGAUGGGCCCGCUCAGACCAAUGGGCAGUGCUUCAGUGUGGAGACGUUACUGGAUAUACUUAUCUGCCUUUAUGAUGAAUGCAAUAAUUCUCCAUUGAGAAGAGAGAAGAACAUUCUUGAAUACCUAGAAUGGGCUAAACCAUUUACUUCUAAAGUGAAACAAAUGCGAUUACAUAGAGAAGACUUUGAAAUAUUAAAGGUGAUUGGUCGGGGAGCUUUUGGGGAGGUUGCUGUAGUAAAACUAAAAAAUGCAGAUAAGGUAUUUGCCAUGAAAAUAUUGAAUAAGUGGGAAAUGCUGAAAAGAGCUGAGACAGCAUGUUUUCGUGAAGAAAGGGAUGUAUUAGUGAAUGGAGACAAUAAAUGGAUUACAACUUUGCACUAUGCUUUCCAGGAUGACAAUAACUUAUACCUAGUUAUGGAUUAUUAUGUUGGUGGGGAUUUGCUUACUCUCCUCAGCAAAUUUGAAGAUAGAUUGCCUGAAGAUAUGGCUCGAUUUUACUUGGCUGAGAUGGUGAUAGCAAUUGACUCAGUUCAUCAACUACAUUAUGUACACAGAGACAUUAAACCUGACAAUAUAUUGAUGGAUAUGAAUGGACAUAUUCGGUUAGCAGAUUUUGGUUCUUGUCUGAAGCUGAUGGAAGAUGGAACGGUUCAGUCCUCAGUGGCUGUUGGAACCCCCGAUUAUAUCUCACCUGAAAUCCUUCAAGCCAUGGAAGACGGAAAAGGCAGAUACGGACCUGAGUGUGACUGGUGGUCUUUGGGGGUCUGUAUGUAUGAAAUGCUUUAUGGAGAAACACCAUUUUAUGCAGAAUCUCUGGUGGAGACAUAUGGAAAAAUCAUGAAUCACAAAGAGAGGUUUCAGUUUCCAGCCCAAGUGACUGAUGUGUCUGAAAAUGCAAAGGAUCUUAUUCGAAGGCUCAUAUGUAGCAGAGAACAUCGACUUGGUCAAAAUGGAAUAGAAGAUUUUAAAAAGCACCCGUUUUUCAAUGGAAUUGACUGGGAUAACAUUCGGAACUGCGAAGCACCUUAUAUUCCAGAAGUUAGUAGCCCAACAGAUACAUCGAAUUUUGAUGUGGAUGAUGAUUGUUUAAAAAAUUCUGAAACGAUGCCCCCACCAACACAUACUGCAUUUUCUGGCCACCAUCUGCCAUUUGUUGGUUUUACAUAUACUAGUAGCUGUGUUCUCUCUGAUAGGAGUUGUUUAAGAGUUACAGCGGGUCCCACCUCACUGGAUCUUGACGCUAAUGUUCAGAGGACUCUAGACAACAACUUAGCGACUGAAGCUUAUGAAAGAAGAAUUAAGCGUCUUGAACAAGAAAAACUUGAACUUAGCAGAAAGCUUCAAGAAUCAACACAGACUGUCCAAGCUCUUCAGUAUUCAACCGUUGAUGGUCCACUAACAGCAAGCAAAGAUUUAGAAAUAAAAAACUUGAAAGAAGAAAUUGAAAAACUAAGGAAACAAGUAACAGAAUCAAGUCAUUUGGAACAACAGCUUGAAGAAGCUAAUUCUGUGAGGCGAGAACUAGAUGAUGCUUUUAGACAAAUCAAGGCUUGUGAAAAACAAAUCAAAACGUUACAACAAGAAAGGGACGAUCUAAAUAAGGAACUAGUCCAGGCUAGUGAGCGAUUAAAAAACCAAUCCAAAGAACUGAAAGACGCACACUGUCAGAGGAAACUGGCCAUGCAGGAAUUCAUGGAGAUCAAUGAGCGACUAACAGAAUUGCACACCCAAAAACAGAAACUUGCUCGCCAUGUCCGAGAUAAGGAAGAAGAGGUGGACCUGGUGAUGCAAAAAGUUGAAAGCUUAAGGCAAGAACUGCGCAGAACAGAAAGAGCCAAAAAAGAGCUGGAAGUUCAUACAGAAGCUCUAGCUGCUGAAGCAUCUAAAGACAGGAAACUGCGUGAACAGAGUGAGCACUAUUCUAAGCAACUGGAAAAUGAAUUGGAGGGACUGAAGCAAAAACAAAUUAGUUACUCACCAGGAGUAUGCAGCAUAGAACAUCAGCAAGAGAUAACCAAACUAAAGACUGAUUUGGAAAAGAAAAGUAUCUUUUAUGAAGAAGAAUUAUCUAAAAGAGAAGGAAUACAUGCAAAUGAAAUUAAAAAUCUGAAGAAAGAACUGCAUGAUUCAGAAGGCCAACAACUCGCUCUCAACAAAGAAAUUAUGGUUUUAAAAGACAAACUGGAAAAAACCAGGAGAGAAGGUCAAAGUGAAAGGGAAGAAUUUGAAAAUGAGUUCAAACAGCAGUAUGAACGAGAAAAAGUUUUAUUAACUGAAGAAAAUAAAAAACUGACAAGUGAACUUGAUAAGCUUACCACUUUGUAUGAGAAUUUAAGUAUACGAAACCAGCAGUUAGAAGAAGAGGUAAAAGAUCUAGCAGACAAGAAAGAAUCCGUUGCACACUGGGAAGCCCAAAUCACAGAAAUAAUUCAGUGGGUCAGUGAUGAAAAGGAUGCACGAGGGUAUCUUCAGGCCUUAGCUUCUAAAAUGACUGAAGAAUUGGAAGCAUUAAGAAAUUCCAGCUUGGGUACACGAGCAACAGAUAUGCCCUGGAAAAUGCGUCGUUUUGCAAAACUGGAUAUGUCAGCUAGACUGGAGUUGCAGUCAGCUCUAGAUGCAGAAAUAAGAGCCAAACAGGCCAUCCAAGAAGAGCUUAAUAAGGUUAAAGCAUCUAACAUCAUAACAGAAUGUAAACUAAAAGAUUCAGAGAAGAAGAACUUGGAACUACUAUCAGAAAUCGAACAACUGAUAAAGGACACUGAAGAGCUUAGAUCUGAAAAGGGUAUAGAGCACCAAGACUCACAGCAUUCUUUCUUGGCAUUUUUGAAUACGCCUACCGAUGCUCUGGAUCAAUUUGAAAUUGUAGACUCUACUCCACUUCCAGUUCACACACCAACCUUAAGGAAAAAGGGAUGUCCUGGUUCAACUGGCUUUCCACCUAAGCGCAAGACUCACCAGUUUUUCGUAAAAUCUUUUACUACUCCUACGAAAUGUCAUCAGUGUACCUCAUUGAUGGUGGGUUUGAUAAGACAGGGCUGUUCAUGUGAAGUGUGUGGAUUCUCAUGUCAUAUAACUUGUGUAAACAAAGCACCAACUGCUUGUCCAGUUCCUCCUGAACAGACAAAAGGUCCCCUGGGUAUAGAUCCACAGAAAGGAAUAGGAACAGCAUAUGAAGGUCAUGUCAGAAUUCCUAAGCCAGCUGGAGUGAAGAAAGGAUGGCAAAGAGCACUGGCUGUGGUUUGUGACUUCAAACUCUUUCUGUACGAUAUUGCUGAAGGCAAAGCAUCUCAGCCCAGUGUUGUCAUUAGUCAAGUGAUUGACAUGAGGGAUGAAGAAUUUUCUGUGAGUUCAGUCUUGGCUUCUGAUGUUAUUCAUGCAAGUCGAAAAGAUAUACCCUGUAUAUUUAGAGUCACAGCUUCCCAGCUCUCAGCACCGAAUAACAAAUGUUCAAUCCUGAUGCUAGCAGAUAGUGAAAAUGAGAAGAGUAAGUGGGUAGGAGUGCUGAGUGAAUUGCACAAGAUUUUGAAGAAAAACAAAUUCAGAGACCGCUCAGUCUAUGUUCCCAAAGAAGCUUAUGACAGCACUCUACCCCUCAUUAAAACAACCCAGGCAGCUGCAAUCAUAGAUCAUGAAAGGAUAGCUUUGGGAAAUGAAGAAGGGUUAUUUGUUAUUCAUGUCACCAAAGAUGAAAUUAUUAGAGUCGGUGACAAUAAGAAGAUUCAUCAGAUUGAACUAAUUCCAAAUGAUCAGCUCGUUGCUGUGAUCUCAGGACGAAAUCGUCACGUACGACUUUUUCCUAUGUCAGCUUUCGAUGGGCGAGAGACUGAUUUUUAUAAGCUGGCAGAAACUAAAGGGUGUCAAACCAUAACUUCUGGAAAGGUGCGCCAUGGAGCUCUCACAUGCCUGUGCGUGGCUAUGAAAAGGCAGGUCCUCUGUUAUGAACUAUUUCAGAGCAAGACCCGUCACAGAAAAUUUAAGGAAAUUCAAGUCCCAUAUAAUGUCCAGUGGAUGGCAGUCUUCAGCGAACGUCUCUGUGUGGGAUUCCAGUCAGGAUUUCUAAGAUACCCCUUGAAUGGAGAAGGAAGUCCAUACAGUAUGCUCCAUUCCAAUGACCAUACGCUAUCAUUUAUUGCUCAUCAACCAAUGGAUGCUAUCUGUGCAGUCGAGAUCUCCAGUAAAGAAUACCUGCUGUGUUUUAACAGCAUUGGGAUAUACACUGACUGCCAGGGCCGAAGAUCUAGACAACAGGAAUUGAUGUGGCCAGCAAAUCCUUCCUCUUGUUGUUACAAUGCACCGUAUCUCUCAGUGUAUAGUGAAAAUGCAGUUGAUAUCUUUGAUGUGAACUCUAUGGAAUGGAUUCAGACUCUUCCUCUCAAAAAGGUUCGACCCUUAAACAAUGAAGGAUCAUUAAAUCUUUUAGGGUUGGAGACAAUUAGAUUAAUAUAUUUCAAAAAUAAGAUGGCAGAAGGGGAUGAACUGGUAGUUCCUGAAACAUCAGAUAAUAGUCGGAAACAAAUGGUUAGAAAUAUUAACAAUAAGCGACGCUAUUCCUUCAGAGUCCCAGAAGAGGAAAGGAUGCAACAGAGGAGGGAGAUGCUACGAGAUCCAGAAAUGAGAAAUAAAUUAAUUUCUAAUCCAACUAAUUUUAACCACAUAGCACACAUGGGUCCUGGAGAUGGAAUACAGAUCCUAAAAGACCUGCCCAUGAAUCCUCGGCCUCAGGAAAGCCGGACCGUGUUCAGCGGCUCAGUCAGUAUUCCGUCUAUCACCAAAUCCCGCCCCGAGCCAGGCCGCUCCAUGAGCGCUAGCAGUGGCCUGUCUGCGAGGUCAUCUGCACAGAAUGGCAGUGCAUUAAAGAGGGAAUUCUCUGGAGGAAGCUACAACGCAAACCGGCAGCCCAUGCCCUCCCCAUCAGAGGGCUCUUUGUCUUCCGGAGGCAUGGACCAAGGAAGCGAUGCCCCAGCGAGGGACUACGACGGAGAGGACUCUGAUUCUCCGAGGCAUUCCACAGCUUCCAACAGUUCCAACCUGAGCAGCCCCCCAAGUCCAGUUUCACCCCGAAAGACCAAGAGCCUCUCUCUGGAGAGCACUGACCGCGGGAGCUGGGACCCGUGAGCUGCUUUCGUGCUGGGACCUGGGUGCCAGGUGGCUCUGGUUCUCAGCUCCCCCCACUCGCCUCUUCUCUCACUUUCAUCCCUUCGCCCCACUCAGCCUGAAAACGACCCGGGGCUCGUAGCAGUAGCAGGGUAGGGAUUCGGGAGUUCUGACGACACGACUCGCAGAUCCAUGCCCCCUCAGCCUCAGCAACAGCAAAGGCAGAUUUUGAUUAAGGAGCUUAGAUUAAUAUUGAUUUCAUUCCAUACUCCUAGAGUUGCUUUCAAUACUGUUUUACUCCUUCCCCAAAAGGUAGCUUAAAUAGACAGAUUACACAAAUGUAAGCGAUAAGACUAAGACUAGACAGAUUUUGUUUUCACAGCAGAGUUUCAUUAUAGUCCUGAAAUAGCUCGUGGGAUUCUCCACGUCCGAAGGGGAGAGUCCAACCCUGAAGCUGCACACUGAGCUCUCUUUGAGCAACCGCGGCGAGCGUCCACUGACUGUUGCCAGGAAAUCCUUUCGAAUUAAAGCAGUGCAUAUUUUACUACAAUACAGAGUUUAAAUGAAUACAUAAAUGUAGAAGUUAAAUACUGAAUGUAUAUAGUCAAAAGAAGCAUCUUGUAUUCAGUGAAAGAUGGAUGCAUAUAUAAGAGAAAGAGAUCAUUUAAUUUAAAGAAAUUGUGUUGUUUCUUAUCUGUUUCCCAGCUAAGUGAGUAACAUAAAGGGUAGACAGGCCUCAAGCUGACAUUGCUAGAGGGAGAGCCGGAGGAAUCGGAGUUCCCUUUAGUGCCCUGUCCUCAGAAAGGCUGCAGUCACUGGAGAGCUGUAGUUUGCACUGUGACCUGGAACCAGAGUUUUAACAUCUGAAGCCACUUCAGCAGCAGCAUGAAAAGGCAAACCCACCUCUACCCAAGCUGUUUCUUUUUCUAGUGGUAGAAUGGGAAGCACACUUCUCAUUUUUUAUUAUGUUUUGAUAUCUUCUGCUGAUGAAUGUAAAAAUACAAUUCUGUCCCCUCUGAUCCCUUCCAGUUGAAAGGGCACAGGGAGUGUCGUGGCUUCUGAAGGUCCAUGAAAGUUUCGUCCAAGCGCUUUUUCUCCUGGGCUAAUCCUGUUCCUCCCCAAGUCGCAGUAAGAGGUGCGUCCCAGGGCUGGAGUCAGCUUCCCAGGGAGGAGUCUGUUUGUUGAGGGUGGAUGUGAGCACCCAGAUAAGCCUGAGGGGAAGGUUUUUGUUACCAAAUAAUAUAAAACCUCAAAAGCAAGGACUCGAACAGCCUUAACCAAAUGUUCUUUCCCACGCCCACUGGAAACCGGCUGUGAUGGAGCGGCUUGCAGGGCAGGACGUGAGCCCGCAUGGCCGUGCGGACUGGCGUCCUCGCUCCACUGUCGCUAGUUCCGUGUCCAUUCGGAUUCCUGCUGCUUUAGUUGCCGUAAGGAAAUGAGAUGCAGAACCAGAAGAAUUUAUUUCAACAGAGUCAUUUUACCAGUUAAGCACAUGAGAAGGA